AUGUACAUGACACAACUUCUCACGCCGCACCUCCGCUCUGCGUUCACACCUGGCUACAUACUGUCCCGCAAGCUCGGAAUCUCCUCAAAGCCGAAGGAGCAGGUCGGUCAGUCAUCGUUCUCUUCCAAGGCGAAGGACCGCCGUCGUUCCGAUCCGAUUGCCAUCCCUGCAGCCUCAAUCACCAUCGCGUCCCUUUCCUGGUUCCUGAGACAAUCCCCGAUCAUGAUUCCGAGCUCCACCCCCGGAGGCACCCCGGAGAGUGCGUCGCAUGAUGUCGAAGAGGCGAAGGAGGUGGAGGAGAUGAAGUCUGAGGACUUGGAGGCAGUGAGGAGGCGAGCACAGGGAAUGGUGCAGCAGUUGACAAAAGAGCUGGAAACAAAAGAAAAUGCUGAACAGGAGAUGAUAAGGCUCUAA
Molecule: messenger RNA, 414 nt
Organism: Closterium sp. Yama58-4
Lineage: Eukaryota; Viridiplantae; Streptophyta; Zygnematophyceae; Desmidiales; Closteriaceae
Source: the annotation of a GenBank genome assembly